CCAAGUCCAAUGCCAUUGGAGCAGAGAAUUAACUAAAAAAUGGAGGUUCCCGUGAAGCUGAUCUGCCUUCUGGGCUUGCUUCUCGCCGUCGGCGUCGCCGAAACCGCCGGACCGUGCGGGAAAUCGUCGCCGGACGACGAGUCCAUGAAGCUGGCGCCCUGCUUAAUAGCGGCGCAGGACGAGAAAGCGGACGUGCCCGGCAGCUGCUGCAUGGCGGUGAAGAAAAUAGGCCAGAACCCCAGCUGCCUCUGCGCCAUUCUGCUUUCUGACAGUGCCAAGAGCUCCGGCAUCAAGCCGGACGUCGCCCUCACAAUCCCCAAACGCUGCAACAUCGCCAACCGCCCCGUUGGCUACAAGUGCGGCCCGUAUACACUGCCCUGAUGAUGAACCGGGAAGAUGAUGAAAUACUGAUGCAUGAUGCUCUUCUCUUAUUAUAUAGCCCAUAGAAAAGCUGGGAGUUUGUAUGUAAUGUGAUGUAAUGUAAUGUCCUCCAUCUCCAUAAAUAUAAAAGAUUGCCUUUUAGGGCAACUUAAUAUAAAAGGAAAUUAAGCUAAUAUUAUUGUCAAGUGU
This is a messenger RNA of Diospyros lotus (date-plum), 570 nucleotides long. RefSeq names its product putative lipid-transfer protein DIR1. NCBI's taxonomy places the organism in Eukaryota, Viridiplantae, Streptophyta, Magnoliopsida, Ericales, Ebenaceae. The record is from RefSeq and is a predicted model, not a curated record. Gene Ontology annotation, molecular function: fatty acid binding. Gene Ontology annotation, biological process: systemic acquired resistance. The coding region runs from base 40 to 381 and encodes 113 amino acids. The transcript is spliced from 2 exons.